AUGCUCAAGCCAUUUUCGGUUUCACUAACGUCGCAGGCCAUUAUGGCGAUUGUUGUUCUGGCACUUUCCAUAGAGCUCAUCAAAACUCAGAGGAUUGGCGACGCACCUACAACUCUCAAGUACAGCGCAUUCACGGGCGGUUUUGGCCUGGCUGUUGCCGUUUCGGGUGCAGUCGCGGCCUUUUUCGACGCCAUUCCAGCCCUCGUUGUAAUGGCAGCCGAUGCUGUCAGUGGACUCUUGCUUCUGGGCGGUGGCAUUGCCAUUGCAAUUGGAUUAAGCGGAACAACUUGCGACCCCAAGACCCAAGACGAACUAGAUAAACUGCGAGACAAUGACCUCGUCAACCGUGGCAGAAUUACGGUUGACGGCAAACAGACGGUCGGGGCCGAAAACCUAGGUGAACUCCAGAACAACUGCAGGAAGGCAACAGCUGAUCAAGCCAUGCAAUUCGUAACUUUUGGUUUUGUUCUGGCAACGCUUGCUCUUGUUUUCUUGGUCUGGAGGAGGAACCGCGCUGGUGGCGGAAGGGCAUAUGUUUGA
This is a messenger RNA of Colletotrichum gloeosporioides, 540 nucleotides long. RefSeq lists its product as uncharacterized. Bases 1 to 540 code for a protein of 179 amino acids. Gene Ontology annotation, biological process: protein localization to plasma membrane; eisosome assembly. NCBI's taxonomy places the organism in Eukaryota, Fungi, Ascomycota, Sordariomycetes, Glomerellales, Glomerellaceae. The record is from RefSeq and is a predicted model, not a curated record. The transcript has 3 exons. Gene Ontology annotation, cellular component: eisosome; plasma membrane.